Lactuca virosa is the source of this 1521-nucleotide messenger RNA. Lineage: Eukaryota; Viridiplantae; Streptophyta; Magnoliopsida; Asterales; Asteraceae. The record is from the annotation of a GenBank genome assembly.
GUAGAAGAACGGCAUACUUUAUUCCAUAGCCGUUCUCAACAGAGUCGAGCCUCGAGUAUUCAAGAAACACGUUACAGAAGCCCAUUAGCAAUGGAAGUCGUUUGCCCCAUAGAUGCUCAAUUCGCUGAGCAAAUUGCCGUUCUACUCGAACCACCUUCAUCCCUUCAACUGCAGGAGUAUUUCGAUGAACUUAUAACGAGUAAACAAUGUAAUGGGAUUCAAGUCAAACCAACCAAUGACUAUGGAAAAGGCGUUUAUGCUGACAUGGAGUUUGAAGAAGAGGACCUUAUUUUGAAAGAUCAAAUGCUUUUCGGUGUGCAGCAUUCCUCAAAUAAGAUUGAUUGUCUUGUAUGUAGUUUCUGCUUCCGAUUUAUUGGGUCAAUAGAACUCCAAAUUGGAAGGAAGCUCUAUCUUCAGGGUUUAGGGAGCCCAAAAGAUUGUUUUGAUUUAGCAUCCGAAGAUCAGCUAGAAAAUUUCCAUUGCCUUCUGUUAUCGAUUGCCCUGGGGGAUGUAAAGAAGCUUACUACUGUAGCAAAUCUUGUGCACAUGCUGAUUGGGACUUAUGCCAUUCUAUACUUUGUACUGGAGAAGGGUCAAAAAUCGUUGUCCAAAAAGGCACUUUCAAGAUUUAUAGAACAUGCUAAUGAGACAAAUGACAUUUUUCUUCUUGCUGCCAAGGCGAUUUCUUCUACAAUCUUAAAGUACAGGAAGUUAAAAGCAGCACACAAUAAAGAGAAAGAGAAGAAUCACAUUGCUGAAGUAUUAGGCAACCACAAUUUUUCUCUUCUUUUGAAGGCUUGGAAGCCUUUAUCAAUGGGAUACAAGAGGAGGUGGUGGGACUGUAUUGCAUUGCCUGAUGAUGUUGAUGCUUGUGAUGAAGCUGCUUUUAGAAUGCAAAUAAGGCAGCUGGCAUUUGAGUCACUGGAGCUUUUAAAGGAUGCAAUUAUCGAUGAGGAAUGUUUGCCAUUGUUUUCCCUAGAAAUCUAUGGGCAUAUUAUUGGCAUGUUUGAGCUGAAUAACCUUGAUUUGGUUGUAGCAUCUCCAGUGGAGGAUUACUUUUUAUACAUAGAUGAUCUCCCAGAACCCGAAAAGAAAGAAGUUGAUGAAAUUACACAGCCUUUUCUUGAUGCUCUUGGGGAGGACUAUUCUGUUUGUUGCCAAGGCACAGCAUUUUUCGCACUGCAAAGCUGUAUGAACCAUUCGUGUUGUCCCACUGCUAAAGCUUUUAAACGUGAUGAGGACAGAGAUGGCCAAGCAACCAUACUAGCAUCUAGACCUAUUAAAAAAGGAGAAGAGAUUACCAUAUCAUACAUAGAUGAAGAACUUCCUUUUGAAGAGAGACAGGCAUUGCUUGCAGACUACGGGUUUAGAUGCAAAUGCCUCAAAUGUAUUCAAGAACAACCAUAAUAAUUCUUCCCUUUUGUAUUAAUAUAUAUAUUUUUAAUAUUAUUUAGGAUUUACCCAUUUUGGACACUUAUAAUUAAUUAUUUUGUGUCAAUAAUCAACUUUUAUGAAUUUGUG